UAAAACCUAUCAAAUUUUUAUCCAAAGUGCGAUUUUGUCCCCCAAUCAGACUGGAAUCUAUUGGCUUCAAUCUUUAGAUGGAACGCCGCAAUUUCUGGCCAGCAUAAUUUCGAUUAGAUGUGAAAGAAUGCGUCUGUUAUUAUGUCCUACUCUGUCUGCCACACAAGACUGACCACAGCACACUGUCAGUAUGCCCAGUUGUCCACACUGAGACGCUUGGGCUAAAUUGAGGGGAUGUAUCAUUUGCGCCCGUCUCUCAGCUUCGUAUUCCGUGUGGUUGGUUUAUGAACUUUGGGCUUGUGGAAGAGAAAGGGAAGCCAGCCAAAUAGAGCUGUCAAAUAUACCCGUGAUUAUUAUGUGGAUGAGCAUUCGCUGACCAGAAAAUUUUUAUUUCGGCAAGCAGCAAGCUACAUCUUUUUGAUUCGUUUUAAAUCCAGCUAUCCAUCGCAACUAUACCGUUCCUCUUCGGGUCAGCGCGUCCGAAUUAACCUUGUACAAGCGCAACAAUGGACAGUAAAGCUGAUCAGCCACUAUUAGAGCCCACUCAGCGCCAUCCCAGCUACAUCCACGCCGAGACGAAGGAAUUCUAUGAAAAGGAUCCGAAAACCGUGGAGCACAUUGAACAUAUUGAGCUGCAUGAUGCCGAAACACCGCUGACCACUGCUGACGGAGCACAAGGGGAAACGCUCCAGGUUACGACCACCGAAACCACCACCGACAUCAGAACCGGUAAAACCAAGAACAAGACCGGCAAGCAUGCGGCACAGCAUACACCGCUGACCAUCGGCCUGAAUGUGCUGGAUCGGGAUGAAAAGAAUAUUAAUGGCCAAGUCCAUAUUAUGUUCGAUGAUGUUCUCGCUGAGCCGGAUGGGACGCACGGCUUCGAGCCAGUAUGGCGUGGAACAUUCGUCAUGUUCCACUGGACCAAGCUCUGGAUGUACCGGCUGCUUGUGGCUAUUUUCGCGCUACCGCUGGCAUUCGUUUGGGGUCUGUUGUUCGCGUUGGUUAUUGCCAUCAACAACUAUUUCUGCACACCAUUCUUCAAAUUGUUCUCCAUUGUUUUCUUCUGGAUUGGACGUAUCUGGGGCACAGUUUUCCGGGAGGUCUUCUACCCUGUCUUCGAUUCGUUCGGACGCUGCUUUUCUGGCAUUCGGGUCGCUUAUGGCGGCAAUACGAAAACCUUCGAUGGACCAUUCCGCGAAGCAGUGAACAACGUGGGAACCAACACGACGUGCGGAAAACAGCCCACAACUGGUCCAUACGGAGCUGGCAGCAAUGCCCCAACUUGGGCCUAAAGACCGCUGGCAGACAUUCGGAAUCGCUCAUAUUCAGUAAUACAUGUAUCCUUGCGCAACCUUCAGAGCAGCUGGUUAACUUCAAAUGUUUAAAAUGCCAUUUUUUAUUUUCAUGGUGUAAGUGUACCGUGCACGUAAUGGUAACGUUUAUAAAAAAUCAUUGAUGUCUGGUAUCAGUUUAUUAUAAUCACUGUGUUGGAGCAGGAAUACUCAAAAGUCAAACCGUUU
Molecule: messenger RNA, 1523 nt
Organism: Paramacrobiotus metropolitanus
Lineage: Eukaryota; Metazoa; Tardigrada; Eutardigrada; Parachela; Macrobiotidae
Exons: 5
Coding region: 507-1295 (262 amino acids)
Biological process (GO): caveola assembly
Cellular component (GO): caveola
Molecular function (GO): molecular adaptor activity
Source: RefSeq, a predicted model, not a curated record